CAAGGACUGUGCAAAGUGGCAUGAACCCAUGGAUUCUUAACCGGUUCAAAAGGUCUUGUAAUAAUAUACUAGUACUACAGAGAAAGCACUGAUCAAUAAUCAAUACUGAUCGGCUCUGAUAAUUCUUCUUCUCCUCGAGGAUUCUACACUGUACAGAUUACAAAACUUCUUAAGAAAAAGACUGAAAAGUGAGAAUGGAAUUGGUCUCGAAAGGAAAGUCCGCCUUAAAUCCCAAUGCCCCGCUCUUUAUUCCAGCUGCUCUUCGUCAAGUGGAGGACUUCUCACCAGAAUGGUGGCAAUCGGUGACGACCUCUACAUGGUUCCAUACAUACUGGCUCAGCCAGCAAGGCGAGAAUGAUGAUUAUCAUGGAUGUGAUGAAGAUGACUCGGAAGACAUUGUUAACUUGCUGCCUGAUACAAUUGAUCUUGGUACUGUGGAAGAAUUUCUUGAAAUGGAGACGCACUUUGAGCAAUUUAUACAAUCAUCUGAGGCAGAGGCAGAAGCAGAAAGGAAGUCAUCUCUGUCUGCUUCGAAAGAAACCCCUGGAAGUGGACAGGAAGUUGAUCCAGUGGAACUAAUGAAGAGUCUGGGCUUGUCAAAUUCUUUCAAGGAAAAAAGUCCCAGGUCCACAUUGCAAUCUGCAAAGUAUUGGGAGAAGCCGGCCAAGUCUGUGAGCCCGAAAUCUUGUAACCGUCGCAUCCAGCAGCCACGUUGAACUUUGGCUUCGUUUAAUGUUGGCAUCUUUUAGUUCCCUAAUUUGCAGUUUUUAAGGGCGAGUUCGAUGCUGUGUUAUAUCUUGUUCGUGUACCCUGCCUCAUAUUCUGGCAUCAUCUAUGACAGCUGAAAUGUACUAGAAUUUACAUGAAACGAAAUGGCAUGAUGUUAAGUUUGCCAUCCUGUUUCCUCAGUGUCAAGCCACCAGUAGUACCCGGGCUUGCAGCUCGCAAGCUCUCAACAGUGUCAACUUGUAAUCUAUGUUAGGUUGCUCAAUUGUUCUUGCAGUCAUUGAAAUUUGAAAUGUGUAUGAUGUAUCAAACUGAUUUCUGAAGUGGGGAUGUCACGUUUUCUCCA
This is a messenger RNA of Daucus carota subsp. sativus, 1072 nucleotides long. RefSeq names its product protein EARLY RESPONSIVE TO DEHYDRATION 15-like. Bases 195 to 716 code for a protein of 173 amino acids. The record is from RefSeq and is a predicted model, not a curated record. The transcript is spliced from 3 exons. Lineage: Eukaryota; Viridiplantae; Streptophyta; Magnoliopsida; Apiales; Apiaceae.